This is a messenger RNA of Mizuhopecten yessoensis (Yesso scallop), 5624 nucleotides long. Its product is annotated as insulin-degrading enzyme-like. Gene Ontology annotation, biological process: peptide catabolic process. Lineage: Eukaryota; Metazoa; Mollusca; Bivalvia; Pectinida; Pectinidae. The transcript is spliced from 31 exons. The record is from RefSeq and is a predicted model, not a curated record. Gene Ontology annotation, cellular component: cytosol; mitochondrion. Bases 352 to 4110 code for a protein of 1252 amino acids. Gene Ontology annotation, molecular function: metalloendopeptidase activity; metal ion binding.
UGAUAUAGAAUGAGAUUUCGUGGCAUUAAAAACCAGAAACGAAUUUCUCCCUCGAGAAUCAUUCGGAGCACAUUCAGGAUUGCAUUGGGCGCAAUGGCGGAGAGGGAUGGUACGGAUGCUGUAUUUUCCCUAGGCCUAGCUCGCCUUGUCUCUCUUAUAGCGGCCAAAGCAGAGGCUGCCAUUUCCCGCACUCUUGAAGUGGGCUCAGACAUAAUUGGCGGCGACAGGAACACGUGUUGUUACAAGCCUACUGUCCCUACGUAGAUCCUCGAGAUAUUCCGGACGAUUUGCCGCGUCAAUGUUUGUCUUCCCUGAAAAGAUGUUUAUAAUUUUUACAGGUGUUUGUCCAGUAUGGCGAGCAAGCAUGUGAAGACGUCCAUCCAUCAUGACGAAAUCACAAAAUCACCUCAGGAUAGGCGACAGUAUCGUGGUCUUGAACUGAACAAUGGUCUCAAGGUGAUGGUUAUCAGCGAUCCAGACACGGACAAGUCUGCAGCUGCUAUGGACAUCAAUAUAGGUUCUAUGUCAGAUCCCUGGGAACUUCCUGGUCUGGCACAUUUCUGUGAACAUAUGCUUUUCUUGGGAACCAAAAAGUAUGAACAAGAAAAUGAAUAUAACAAGUUCUUGAAUGAGAACGGUGGCAGCUCUAACGCAUAUACCUCAGGGGAGCACACAAACUUCUACUUUGAUGUGGCACCCGAUAACUUAGCAGGGGCCAUGGACAGGUUUGCACAGUUUUUCCUCGGUCCCUUAUUUACAGCAUCUGCAACAGAACGGGAAAUUAAUGCUGUAAACUCUGAGAAUGACAAAAAUCUUCAGAGUGAUCCCUGGCGUCUUCAUCAGCUUGACAGAUCUUUAGCCAAGCCAGACCACGACUACGUCAAGUUUGGCACUGGCAACAAAGACAGUCUGGAUACGCUACCGAAGAGCCGAGGACAGGAUGUCCGGGAAGAACUCCUAAAAUUCCAUUCCAAGUUUUAUUCUUCUAACAUAAUGGCACUUUGCAUUCUUGGCAAAGAAUCGUUGGAUGAAUUGUCAGACCUGGUGGCCCCUCUGCUAGCUGAUGUGAUCAACAAGAACACCAGUGUCCCAGAGUGGUCAGAACAUCCUUACGGACCAGAGCAGUGCAAGUUGAUCUGUUAUGCUUUGCCAGUGAAGGAUGUGAGGAAUCUUUCCAUGUCUUGGUCAAUCCCCGACCUCCAUCCGUACUACACAUCAAACCCUGGGCAUUAUCUAGGACACCUGGUCGGUCACGAAGGCCCAGGCAGUCUACUGUCUGAACUCAAAGCCAAAGGCUGGGUAAACACUCUAUGUGGUGGUCAGUCGAAUGGAGCGAAGGGAUUCAUGUUCUUCAAGGUGGAUGUUGAUUUGACUGAAGAAGGCAUAGAGCAUGUAGAUGACAUCGUCACUCUGACGUACCAGUACAUUAAUUUGCUGAGAAAGGCCGGAGCUCAGGAGUGGAUAUUUAAAGAAUGCCAGGACCUCAGUGCUAUGACUUUCAGAUUCAAAGACAAAGAGAAGCCAAGAAAUUAUGCGUCUGGUCUCUCUGGAAGUUUGCAUGACUAUCCAAUGACAGAAGCACUGAGUGGUCCAUACCUACUGACAGAGUUCCGUCCAGACCUCAUUAACAUGAUCCUGGAGAAAAUCACACCCGACAACAUGAGGAUUGGUGUUAUUGGGAAAAAGUUCCAAGACAGAGUCAAUGAGAAGGAGAAAUGGUACGGUACAGAGUACAUGGUGGAGGCCAUACCUGAAGUAAAGCUGCAGCAAUGGACAUCAUGCGGAGUGAAUGAUAAGCUCAAGCUCCCAGCAAGAAAUGAGUUUGUACCUACGAUCUUUGACCUGGCGCCCAGAGAAGUGGACCCGAGUCCUCUCCCAGAAAUGGCAAAGGACAGUGCUCUCACUCGGCUGUGGUUUAAACAAGAUGACACCUUCCUUCUCCCAAAAGCCUGCAUCAACUUUGAAAUCAGCAGCCCAUUGGCCUACUCCGAUCCCACCAAGUGUAACAUGACCAACUUGUUUGUAACGCUAUUUAAAGAUGCUUUAAAUGAGUAUGCGUAUGAUGCUGAGCUAGCUGGCUUACACUACGACCUCAACUGUACCAUCUACGGCAUGUCUCUGGCUGUCGGAGGCUACAAUGAAAAACAGGAUGUGCUCCUUCGCAAAAUUAUGGAAAAGCUGACAACCUUUAAAGUGGACCCAAAACGAUUUGCUAUAUUCAAGGAAAUGUAUGCCAGGUCAAUGCGGAACUUUCAGGCUGAGCAGCCUCACAGACACGCAAUCUACUACACCAACAUCCUCAUGUCUGAGGUCAAGUGGACCAAUGAGGAGCUGAUGCAUGCUCUGGAAGACAUCACCGAUGAGAAGGUACAGGCCUUUAUACCAGAGCUGCUGUCCAAACUUUACCUGGAGGGGCUUAUAUACGGAAACUUUACCAAACAGAAAGCACUAGAGGUGACUGAGAUGAUUGAAGACAUUCUAAAGAAACAGAGUGGAACUAGGUCACUGUUACCAAGCCAGAAAAAACACUUCAGAGAGCUACAACUGCCAGACGGGUGUUACUACAUGUGUGAGGAGACUAAUCAGGUACACAAGAGUUCCAGUAUAGAGAUCUACUAUCAGUGUGGUGUGUUUGUUGUUACAGGGUGUUACUACAUGUGUGAGAAGACUAAUCAGGUACACAAGAGUUCCAGUAUAGAGAUCUACUAUCAGUGUGGUGUGUUUGUUGUUACAGGGUGUUACUACAUGUGUGAGGAGACUAAUCAGGUACACAAGAGUUCCAGUAUAGAGAUCUACUAUCAGUGUGGUGUGUUUGUUGUUACAGGGUGUUACUACAUGUGUGAGGAGACUAAUCAGGUACACAAGAGUUCCAGUAUAGAGAUCUACUACCAGUGUGGUGUGUUUGUUGUUACAGGGUGUUACUACAUGUGUGAGGAGACUAAUCAGGUACACAAGAGUUCCAGUAUAGAGAUCUACUAUCAGUGUGGUGUGUUUGUUGUUACAGGGUGUUACUACAUGUGUGAGGAGACUAAUCAGGUACACAAGAGUUCCAGUAUAGAGAUCUACUACCAGUGUGGUGUGUUUGUUGUUACAGGGUGUUACUACAUGUGUGAGGAGACUAAUCAGGUACACAAGAGUUCCAGUAUAGAGAUCUACUACCAGUGUGGUGUGUUUGUUGUUACAGGGUGUUACUACAUGUGUGAGGAGACUAAUCAGGUACACAAGAGUUCCAGUAUAGAGAUCUACUACCAGUGUGGUGUGUUUGUUGUUACAGGGUGUUACUACAUGUGUGAGGAGACUAAUCAGGUACACAAGAGUUCCAGUAUAGAGAUCUACUACCAGUGUGGUGUGUUUGUUGUUACAGGGUGUUACUACAUGUGUGAGGAGACUAAUCAGGUACACAAGAGUUCCAGUAUAGAGAUCUACUACCAGUGUGGUGUACAGCAGACGGACGCUAACAUGCUGCUAGAACUCUUCAUUCAGAUCAUCGGAGAACCAUGCUUCGACAUUCUACGUACCAAGGAACAACUAGGAUAUAUUGUGUUCAGUGGUAUCAGGAGAACCAGUGGUGUUCAGGGGAUGAGAAUCAUUGUACAGUCUGACCGUACUCCCCAGUACGUGGAAAACAGGGUGGAGGCUUUCCUUCAGAGCAUGGAGGCUUACAUUAAAGACAUGACAGACGAAAGUUUCCAGAAGCAUGUGACUGCACUGGCUGCCAAACGCCUGGAGAAGCCAAAAAAGAUCAGUGGCCAGCAGUCUAGAUACUGGGGAGAAAUCGUGUCUCAACAGUUCAACUUUGACAGGGAUGAUGUAGAAGUUGUCUUCCUUAGAGGAUUGAAGAAGAAUGAUGUCUACAACUUUUACAAGGAUCAUAUCUGCCUUGGAGCACCCAGGAGACACAAGCUGUCUGUGCAUGUGAUGUCGACAGCUGAGGGAACUGGCACUCCCGACAGUCAGAACUCGGAUAACUCUCCCAACAGUCUCACCUCAACACCAGAACUACCACAGCCAAUCAUUGUGAGGAAUAUAUCAGACUUCAAACGGGACAUGGCCUUGUUUCCUCUACCCAAGCCAUAUAUAGACCUUCAGAAAGCAAUGUCAAAGCUCUAGGCGGUGAUGAUACGUGUAGAAAUGUUGUGAUGACAGGGAAUCAAAGGGACACAAUAGCAUACAAUUUUGUGUGAGAAAUGUUAAAGAUUUUAUGUGAGAAAUAUUGAUCUUUUUGUGUGAGAAAUAGUGAAUAUUUGUUUGAGAAAUAUUGAACAUUUUCUUAGGUAAAUCUUUGUGAGAUCUCGGUGAGGAAAAUUGAACAUCUUUUGUCAGGAAUGUUGAACAGCUCAAGUGAUGAAUGACAAACACCUUGUGUUAGAAAUAAUGAACAUCUCAUGUGAGAUUGUGUUAGAAAUAAUGAACAUCUCAUGUGAGCAAUAUUGAACAUCUCGUAUUAGGAAUACAAUGUAUUGAUAUCUUAGAUGGGGAAUGGUUAACAUCUGGUGUGGGGAUUGUUCAACACCUAAUGUGAGGAAUGUUGAACAUCUUUGUUGUGGAAUAUUAAACAUCUCAUAUGGGGAAUGUUGAACAUCUUUGUUGAGGAAUGUUGAACAUCUCAUAUGAGGAAUUUUGAACAUAUUUGUUGAGGAAUGUUGAACAUUUCAUAUGAGUAAUGUUGAACAUCUCAUAUGAGGAAUGUUGAACAUCUUUGUCGUUGAAUGUUGAACCUCUUGUAUCAUGAAUGUGGGUUUCAUCAUCAUCCUGGCUGCAAUAGAUGAUCUCAAAUUUGUUUUAAUUGUAAUUUUCAUUUUAUCAACUUUUAAGAAUGUCCAUUCUUAUAUAUAUGGAUUUUAUUUUAGGUCAUCUGAGACAAAGUCUUGUGUGACUUGUUACUAUUGCCUAUUGUCUAUCAUCGUUUGCUGCCAUUCAAAAAAAUACUUCACUUUUUCAACUUCUCUAAAUCCACUGAGCUGAUUUCAUUGAAGUUAUGUAGGAAGUUUCCAUGCCUAGGGACUGGAGGGGAAGGUCCGUAGGUACAGGCAGUCAAAUUGGCUAAAAUUUCAACAUUUUUCUUCUUCAUACCAAGAAAUCCAAGAAUCCAAUUCUGCCCCUGAAUAGAACAUUCCUAAAGUGCUUAAUCAAAAUGGGAAUCUAAUUACCUCUAAGCCACCUGUUCCCUCCUGGGGAGAGGAUUGAGUUUACUAUCAUAGGGAAAAAUACUUUUUAGUAUAUAAUAUAUUUUAUUUAUUUGUGGUAGGAAAUAAUUUAAGCUUAAAGUUGUAAUAAUUGUAAUUUUAAUGACAGUUUGAUGGUACAAAAUUUAAAAUACUGACCUUUUCUGUUUGCCGGGGAAAUAUUGCCCUUUUUACUAAUUUCUUUACUUCCCAAAUGUAAUAUUGAUGUUAAAUAAUUACAAUGAACUCUUGCUUGAUCUGUAAUUAUUGUUGAAAUGAACAUACCUCUAAGAUGAAACACUUGUUAGUCAGCAGACAGAUUGCUUCCCUGAUAAUUUCUCUAAUUGCUAUGGUCUGAAGAUUGGGGUAUUAUUAUUGUAAAGCAGAUUUUUCUCGAUUUAUUUUAUAAUUUUAACUUAUCUGAUUUUUUCAACAGAAUUAAAUAUUUAUCAUUCAUGA